AGCCCGCACAUCCUCUCACUGUACCUGCCGAUCGGCUUAAAGAUACAUCUUCUCAACAACGAAACCUUGAAGUUGCAAUACUUUGUCGCCAACGCACCCGAGUAUGUGAUCUUGUCGCAUACUUGGGGAGAAGAUGAUGUGUUGUUAGAGGAUAUUUGACACCUCCUGCAUCGACAAGAAGAGCAGCGCUGAGCUGUCAGAAGCGAUCAAAAUCGAUGUACAAGUGGUAUUGGGAAGCCGCCGCCUGUUACGCGUACCUGGCGGACGUCACGGGUCCCGAUGAGCAAUGUAGAAGUUGCUUGCAAAACAGGUCUCCACCAUCCAGAACUCGUAUACAAUGUGGGCACAGUUUUGGAAAGCCUGGUUGGUUCACACGAAGUUGGACGGUUCAAGAACUUCUUGCCCCAGUGUUGUCGAAUUCUACACCCAGAGCUGGCAAUGCCUUGACUCAAGGACGAAGCUGCUGGGUCAUAUCGUCCGUGCAACAAACACAGGGAGGCCAUAUCUUCUGAACCAGCACUUGAUCUCGACAGCAAGCAUAGCGACAGGGUUCAGUUGGGCGUCCUUGGGGCAGACAACAAGAGCUGGAGAUAUGGCAUACUAUCUGCUAGAGCUUGUCAAUAGCAACAUGUGAUGAGUGGAAUAAUGAUCUGUAGUAUUGGUACUAUAGGAAGAGCGAAUAUCUACGGUGCCGCAGGCGGG
This is a messenger RNA of Macroventuria anomochaeta, 702 nucleotides long. RefSeq lists its product as uncharacterized. The record is from RefSeq and is a predicted model, not a curated record. Bases 216 to 512 code for a protein of 98 amino acids. The transcript has a single exon. Lineage: Eukaryota; Fungi; Ascomycota; Dothideomycetes; Pleosporales; Didymellaceae.